AUGAGUUUAGCCCCAAAGACAAAGACUCAAGAAAACCUCAACGCCAAGUUAGGUUUAGUUAUCAAGUCCGGUAAGUACACCUUAGGUUACAAGUCCGUUAUCAAGUCCUUGAGAACCUCCAAGGCUAAGUUGAUUAUCAUUGCUGGUAACACCCCAGUUUUGAGAAAGUCUGAAUUGGAAUACUACGCUAUGUUGUCCAAGACUCAAGUUCACUACUUCCAAGGUGGUAACAAUGAAUUGGGUACCGUUUGCGGUAAGUUGUUCAGAGUUGGUACCAUGGCUAUUUUGGAUGCUGGUGACUCUGAUAUCUUGACCACUUUGAACUAA
Molecule: messenger RNA, 327 nt
Organism: Lizanozyma spartinae
Lineage: Eukaryota; Fungi; Ascomycota; Pichiomycetes; Serinales; Debaryomycetaceae
Gene: RPL30
Product: 60S ribosomal protein eL30
Exons: 2
Coding region: 1-327 (108 amino acids)
Cellular component (GO): cytosolic large ribosomal subunit
Molecular function (GO): structural constituent of ribosome; RNA binding
Source: RefSeq, a predicted model, not a curated record